Musa acuminata subsp. malaccensis (wild Malaysian banana) is the source of this 2660-nucleotide messenger RNA. The record is from RefSeq and is a predicted model, not a curated record. NCBI's taxonomy places the organism in Eukaryota, Viridiplantae, Streptophyta, Magnoliopsida, Zingiberales, Musaceae.
CGGCUCCCGUAAAUUCUGAAAAAUGGAAAAGAAGAGAGUCCCUUUUUCUUUGUUACAAACAGUGAAGUGGGAGAUGGAUUGGGGACGGGCGUGUUUGCAGGCCGGGGUGACUAGCAAACAUGGAACCACAUCCCGCCCUACCUUAUCGUGGCUCCUCGUUGUUGUGGCCACCGUUCCCUGCCAAUAAACCCAAUUCGAUUCAUCUCCUCCCUUCUUCCUGUGGAUUCGUCGACGCUACUUCUCCUAUCCUCCACCUCCGCCGAUCGUCCAUUUGUGCUCCUCCUACGAAACCAUCGCGAUUGAGCUACUUCUCCCGCCGAACCGCUAGGGCCAGCCCUCCUCCUCCUCCUCCUUCGGAGGAUCCAAAUACAAUCGCCGGAGUGGUGCAAGACGGCCAUUUGCUCAUUAAUACAUUUUGACAUCGAUCUUGGACAGGCAUACAAGCAACGCUGUCAAGGAUCCAGGAUAGGCUGCGAAUCUUCUUUGCUGUGCUUUUCUGGAUGUCAUUGUUCUUCUGGGGCAGCGCAUGGGAUGGGAGAAAUGAUGCUAGAAAGAAGAAGGGACCAUGGUUCAGAAAAUGAAUUUUCAAUGAUCCUUUUAUCCGAUUCGUGUGACUAGCAAAAUGACUGAAAAGCUUCUUUUCUCAUGCAGCAUAAACAAAUUCACUGAUGUUUAUAUGUGCCUGUACCGGUGUGUGAAUUGGUUUUGUAAUCUAGACAAUAUCUGUAUCAACAGGCUAAGUGGUCAUCAAUUUGCUUGUAUUCUAGGAAAAGCUUUAUUCUUAGUUGUAAAUUUGUUUUCUUCACAAUGCUAUGAUCAAGUUGUUUACUCUUUUCCACACUACUGUAGAAAUUGUUUGGUCCACAGUCCUUGAGUGGGGAAGAGGCUGAUUCAUCGGCUUUUCUUCUUUUUAUGGUUAAUAUAUUUGUGUCUGUCCCUAAUAUGGUUUCAAUUGUUGACAGGUGAUUAGAAUGUGGUUGAAAGCAGCUUGCUGAUUGCAGAUGGAUGUCUCCGAGAUGCUGACAGGUGAUUAGACUGCGUGGCCAUGGGUUUAUGUGAUGAUUUCAGUCCGAAGGAUCUGAUUCCUUGGGUGGCUGGUACAGCUUGCUUCCCCCACGAUCUCUCUUCCACCUUCUUCCUCUCCCCCCCACUCACCCAUCUUUUGGUUCUUUGCUUUCCUUCCGCCGGAGGUAUUGUGGUGGCGUCUCCAAUUCGGAGGGAGUCCAAGAAUCUGACCGAUGGCAUGCCCCCGGACAAAGCAAGCACCCUCUUCCCACUGUUGUUACACAUGGCUUCUCCUCGGACGCGCCUGCUGUAGUUCUCAUCGCCGUCUCCCUCCUCGUCUUCGUCCUCGCUCUGGUGUGCCCACCGAGUCCUUCCCUGUCCCUUGCGAAGAAAGGAAAGAUGAGCAAUUCUCGACUGCCACUCUUCUUCUGCUGCCUCUUCUUCUUCCUCCUUCCUCGUCAUGGCCUGCUGAAGAAGGUAGAUGCAUUCACCGGAACCUAUGGGAUAAACUACGGCAGGAUCGCCGACAACCUUCCUCCACCUGAAAGCGUCGUCACGCUUCUAAAAGCAGCAAGGAUCAAGAAUGUGAGGAUUUUUGAUUCAGACCAAAGCGUUAUCAAGGCGUUUAAAGGAUCUGGGAUUGAACUGACCGUAGCGAUCCCUAACGAGUACCUGAGAGACAUCAGUGUAUAUGUAGACCGUGCCAUGAGCUGGGUCAAGGAAAAGGUGCAGCCAUUUCUGCCCGGGACACGCAUCCGAGGGAUUGCGGUUGGGAACGAAGUGUUGGGCUCGGAUCCGGAACUGUCACAGGUCCUUUUUGGUGCCAUAAAGAACGUGUACAAUGCUCUGGAUAGGCUUCAAUUGUCACACGAGAUCGAGGUGUCGACGCCGCAUUCCGAGGCGGUGUUUGCUAAUUCCUUCCCGCCCUCCUCCUGCACCUUCAAGGAAGACGUCCUCGGUCUCAUGAAGCCCAUCUUGGAUUUCUUCUCACAGAUCGGUAGCCCCUUCUACAUCAAUGCGUAUCCAUUUUUGUCUUAUAAAAAUGAACCUGAGCACAUCGACAUCAACUACGCUCUUUUCCUGUCCAAUGCUGGAAUUCACGACGCCAAGACCGAUCUGCACUAUGACAACAUGUUUGAUGCUACAAUAGACGCAGCUUAUGCUGCCCUGGAAGCUGCCGGCUACGGUAAGAUGGCGGUUCGGGUUUCAGAGACAGGUUGGGCUUCUGCCGGAGACGAAAACGAAGCCGGAGCUACCCUCCACAAUGCAAGGACUUAUAAUUAUAAUCUUCGUAAGCGACUUUUCAAGAAGAAAGGGACACCGCUGAGGCCCAAGAUUAUGGUACAGGCUUACGUGUUUUCGUUGUUCAAUGAGAAUUUAAAGCCUGGACCGACCUCCGAGAGGCACUUCGGGCUAUUCAAGGCGGACGGCAGCAUAUCAUACGAUAUCGGCCUCACAGGCCUCAAGCCUUCAUCCGCAUCUCCAUCCCUCUUAUCCCUGAAUGCAAUGGUUUUCUGGGAUGUAUUGCUAUUAUUCUUAUUCUACAUUCCGCUUUUCGGAAACUAGAAAUCCCGACUGUAAUUAAAUAUUGCAAUCACGAUCCAAAACUGUACAUGGAAAUUAAGAAGAAUAUAUGUAAUUUCCCAUUACCGAGA